Messenger RNA from Rhopalosiphum maidis (corn leaf aphid), 1030 nucleotides. RefSeq names its product dynein light chain roadblock-type 2-like. Gene Ontology annotation, cellular component: centrosome; cytoplasmic dynein complex; cytoplasm. Gene Ontology annotation, biological process: microtubule-based movement. The record is from RefSeq and is a predicted model, not a curated record. The transcript has 4 exons. Gene Ontology annotation, molecular function: dynein intermediate chain binding. NCBI's taxonomy places the organism in Eukaryota, Metazoa, Arthropoda, Insecta, Hemiptera, Aphididae. Bases 180 to 482 code for a protein of 100 amino acids.
AUAAUUCGACCAUAUCGUAGAAACUCCUUUUAUAAAUAAAAGUUAAUAACAUAUUAUAGUAUUGUACAACGCAUUUAGAAAUUUAGCGUUCCGCUAUUUUAUUACAUUAUAUUUAGUGUAAACAUUGCAAUUACCUAUUCUUUUGAUCAAGAACAAACAAAUUUAUUUCAGAAAUAAAUAUGGCCAGCGAAGUCGAAGAUACUUUGAAACGCAUCCAAUCUCAUCGUGGAGUAAUCGGUACAAUUGUAGUAAAUAAUGAAGGCAUUCCUAUUAAGUCGACUUUAGACAAUUCAACUUCAGUUCAAUAUGCUGGAUUGAUACAGCAGUUGGCUGAUAAAGCUAGAAGUGUUGUAAGAGAUUUGGAUCCGUCAAACGAUUUGAUGUUCUUGCGAAUGCGUACUAAAAAACACGAGAUAAUGGUGGCACCAGAUAAAGAUUUCAUAAUGAUCGUAAUUCAAAAUCCAACAGAAGCACAGUCAUAAGAGAACAAUUUUUUAAUAAUAUAACAAACAAUAAAAUGCACUAAAAUUAAUUUUAAAUAUUAUCCAAAAAUAGUAAUUUGUAAAUAUUUAUUAGUUAAUUACAAAUAUUAUUGUACAUACUAAAUAUUGAUUUUUAUAAUUUUAUAUAACACAUACACAAGCUUUUUUUUUAUUGUUACACAUCAGUUUUUUUUCAAUUUUCAAUUUAUCUGCAAAUAUAGUAAAUUAUUGCAAUUUAAAAAUGCUCUUAACCGAGUUAAAAAUUCAACUAUUAUAAAACACAGUAAUAUUCUUUCCAUUAAGCUUAAUAAUAAUCCUCACUGCUUUAACAAUACAAAGUGUGUUCUAGUGACCUGCAAAUUUGCUAUGUUGUACCUUUUUAAGACAGAGAUAACACAUGCGGGUAUUGUAUCUUCUAAUCAAAGCACAGCAGAAAACAAGGGUACCGUUUGAUGAUGUGUCUUUUUUCAUGUUUUGUAUUAUUAAAAAUGUUCUUUAAUAUUAAAAGUAUUUUGCUUAUUUUUGGUAUUAUAUUGUCCAUACAUUUA